AUGAAUCCAUUGCCAUUAUUGUUCUUUGUUAUAGCAACUAGUGCUGUAAUUCAGCCUUUCGCUAACGACUCACCCCAUGGGGCUUAUUUUGCUGCAAAAUUUGAUGGAACAGGGGUGAUUGGAGAAGUCUCAUUCAAAGGAAUGAAAGAUGGGUCAAUUGAAAUCAAUGUCGAUUUAGAAGGAUUUCCUAGAAUCGGAGGUCCAUUCAUGUAUCACGUUCAUGAAGCUCCGGUUCCAACUGACGGUAAUUGCACAGGAGCCAAAGCUCAUUUCAAUCCAUUCGGCGGAAACUUAAGUGCUACCAAUCCCGAGGAAUUGGAAAUUGGAGAUUUAAGUGGGAGAUAUGGACUUUUGCAAGGAGAUUCUUGUUUAGCAUACAUUGAUCAUUACCUUUCUUUGAACAGCCAAUCUAAAGCUUUCAUAGGUGGCCUAUCGGUAGUCGUACAUAUAUAUGAUAAUACUAGAAUUGCAUGUGCAAAUAUCACACAAUGUUCUUGA
Yamadazyma jaroonii is the source of this 498-nucleotide messenger RNA. NCBI's taxonomy places the organism in Eukaryota, Fungi, Ascomycota, Pichiomycetes, Serinales, Debaryomycetaceae. The record is from the annotation of a GenBank genome assembly.